UCCUCCUCAGCCAAAUGCAUUGAAAAGCAGUGGCGUCUUUCUUCAAGGAGUCAUUUCAGCUUUGAGAAGCGCACCACGCAGCAACCCCGCGGAGCGCACGCAACACGUGAACGGCACGAGCGGGACACACUGCCAGGAAACUUUUCCAUUCUUUAUGUUUGUGUGAACUUUUUUAUUUUAUUUUAUUUUUUUUUUACACUGGGAUGGACCUCACAGCCAAAAUGGAAAUUAGUCACCAGCAGCUGAUUCCACCUGCUUGCUUCUUCUCCGCUGCAGCGGCGGCGGCGCAGAGCAUGCACCUGAGCCCCGGCGGCAGCAGCAGCAGCAGCAUCAGCAGCGGGAAGUCUGCAUCCAAGCAGGCCAAGCGGCAGCGCUCCUCCUCCCCGGAGCUGCUGCGCUGCAAACGCAGGCUAAAUUUCGCGGGUUUCGGCUACACGCUCCCGCAGCAGCAGCCGCACGCGGUGGCGCGCAGGAACGAGCGCGAGCGCAACCGGGUCAAGCUGGUCAACAACGGCUUCGCCACCCUGCGGGAGCACGUGCCGAACGGCGCCGCCAACAAGAAGAUGAGCAAAGUGGAGACGCUGCGCUCCGCCGUGGAGUACAUCCGCGCGCUACAGCAGCUGCUGGACGAGCACGACGCCGUGAGCGCCGCCUUCCAGGCCGGCGUGCUGUCGCCCACUAUGUCGCAGGGAUACUCGGCGGACAUGAACUCCAUGACAGGCUCCCCCGUGUCCUCCUACUCAUCCGAUGAAGGCUCCUACGACCCGCUGAGUCCAGAGGAGCAGGAGCUUCUGGACUUCACCAACUGGUUUUGAGCGUCUUAAGAAUUUAGAAUCCUGCUGCGCUUUGGGAUUGUCCCGGAGGAGACUCAUAAAUAACACGCGCGCGCUUUGGUCCUUACAGACUGAACUCCAAAGGUCCUGAAAACUUUUUUUUGGGGGGGUGGGGGGACAUCAGACCACAGACCAGCGCCAAAGGACUAAAGAGACUACACUACGCGGGAGCUCCGCUUCUGUCCACAGAAAACCCACAAACCCUUGAAGAAAAGUCCUCAUUCAAAACAUUAUUUAAAACUCUUCAUCUAUGCCAAUCAUCAUCAUCAUCAUCAGCCCUGAGUUCAGAAAAAUGCUUCCAAGUCGCCGAUGUAUUCUAUUAAAUUCUAUAUUAAACGCUUUUUUUUGGGAAAUAUAUUAAGAUAUUUUUGUAUGUAAGAGAUUUAUAGAUGUUUUUGUACACAUCCUUUUGUAUAUAUUUUGUCUAUAUAUUGCGGAGUUGCUUCUAUUACCUCUUUGCCUAUAUAUGUAGACGCCUAGUCUAUUAUUCUGUGACUCUUUUGUUCACGAGGUUUCCAGGAGUUUGAGACUCCCGGAGGUUUUAUUCCAGCACCAACGUGUCUUAUUUAAAAGAAAAAAAAGCAAAAUGUUUCGUUAUGUCGUGUCACGAUGAUCAAAAACUUAUGCAGCUGUUGUCCAAACGGAGGGCGGUGGCCACGCAUCGAACCUUUACGCAGAUGUCCUCCCACGUGAUGGAAAUGAGAAGUCCUAUAUCACUAUUUUCUACACUGUAGUCCAAGAAUAAAACCCAAUGCUACUGAAA
Molecule: messenger RNA, 1596 nt
Organism: Oryzias latipes (Japanese medaka)
Lineage: Eukaryota; Metazoa; Chordata; Actinopteri; Beloniformes; Adrianichthyidae
Gene: ascl1a
Product: achaete-scute family bHLH transcription factor 1a
Biological process (GO): neuron differentiation; regulation of neurogenesis; positive regulation of transcription by RNA polymerase II
Cellular component (GO): RNA polymerase II transcription regulator complex
Molecular function (GO): RNA polymerase II transcription regulatory region sequence-specific DNA binding; protein dimerization activity; DNA-binding transcription factor activity, RNA polymerase II-specific
Source: RefSeq, a predicted model, not a curated record